Aspergillus ibericus CBS 121593 is the source of this 1410-nucleotide messenger RNA. RefSeq names its product putative dihydrolipoamide succinyltransferase. Gene Ontology annotation, biological process: tricarboxylic acid cycle. The record is from RefSeq and is a predicted model, not a curated record. NCBI's taxonomy places the organism in Eukaryota, Fungi, Ascomycota, Eurotiomycetes, Eurotiales, Aspergillaceae. Bases 1 to 1410 code for a protein of 469 amino acids. Gene Ontology annotation, molecular function: dihydrolipoyllysine-residue succinyltransferase activity. Gene Ontology annotation, cellular component: oxoglutarate dehydrogenase complex. The transcript has 11 exons.
AUGGCUUCUCGAUUACCGUUUCACCGUCUUUCCGAGCAACAUCUGAGGGCUCUCCCUCGACACGCCAGCACCCCCCGCAGCCUCUAUAUCAGCUGUUGCAGGAACUUCACGUCCGUCGCGCUCCAGAAUUGCGCUAAGGGCUCUCUCAGACCAACUUCAAGACUCCAGCAAGUCGCGGUUCUCGGUUCUAACGUCUCUCGCUUCAACAUCGCUCCAUUCGGGCGAUCUCAAAUCAGAACUUACGCGGACACUAUUGUUAAGGUUCCGCAGAUGGCGGAAUCGAUUACCGAGGGGACAUUGAAGCAAUUUUCUAAGCAGGUUGGCGACUAUGUCGAGCGGGAUGAGGAGAUUGCGACCAUCGAAACCGACAAGAUUGAUGUGUCCGUCAAUGCUCCAGAGUCCGGCACAAUCAAAGAGCUCCUCGUGAGCGAAGAGGACACGGUUACGGUUGGGCAAGACCUCAUUAAGCUGGAGCUUGGAGGUGCCCCUGAAACCAAGAAAGAAGAGGCAGCCGAAAAGCCAGCAGCGCCAGCCGCUGCUGAUAAGCCCACAGCUUCAGAACCCGAACAACCUAAAGUACCGGAAGCAUCCAAAGCUUCGUCUGAGAAGGCUAGAACACCCGAGCCCAGUCCCUCGAAGAAAGCAGAGCCAACGGCUACCAAGUCGCAGGCCCCUGAGGAUGUGAAACCCAGCGUUGGUGGUCGCGAAGAGCGGAGGGUGAAAAUGAACCGGAUGAGAUUGAGAAUUGCGGAACGUUUGAAGCAGUCCCAGAACACAGCAGCUUCGCUUACUACGUUCAAUGAAGUCGACAUGUCCUCUCUGAUGGAAUUUCGGAAGUUAUACAAGGAGGAUGUUUUGAAGAAGACCGGAGUGAAGCUUGGAUUCAUGAGCGCCUUCUCUCGUGCUUGUGUUCUGGCUAUGAAAGACGUUCCUGCAGUCAAUGCCUCUAUCGAGGGCCCCAAUGGCGGAGACACCAUUGUUUACCGCGAUUACGUGGACAUUAGCGUGGCCGUUGCUACCGAGAAAGGUCUCGUGACACCAGUGGUCCGCAACGCGGAAACCAUGGACCUUGUCGGCAUUGAGAAGGCCAUUGCGGACCUUGGGAAGAAGGCUCGUGACAACAAGUUGACUAUUGAGGAUAUGGCUGGAGGCUCCUUCACCAUUAGCAAUGGCGGAGUCUUCGGAUCUCUGAUGGGCACCCCGAUUAUCAACCUCCCACAGACAGCUGUUCUUGGGCUCCACGCAAUCAAGGACAAGCCGGUGGCUGUGAACGGUAAAGUUGAGAUUCGCCCCAUGAUGUAUCUCGCCCUGACCUAUGAUCACCGUCUCUUGGACGGCCGCGAGGCUGUAACUUUCCUGGUCAAGGUCAAGGAAUACAUCGAAGACCCUCGUCGCAUGUUGCUGGGCUAA